AUGUACUUUUCAAAUCCCCACGCUUCGCUGCCUGGACCUAUACCCCCCCAUGGCAACCCGUCCCCAGCGCACUCGGCCUCUGCUACCCCCGCAAACAACUCUCCCACCUCUCCUCGCCUUCAAAACUCCCAGCUUCACCAUGUUCAGUCGCAGUCGAGGCAGCUUCGCCCUUUGAAAAGCCCACUGUACGUGCCUGCGGUUCUACGCCCUACUGGACGGCCUGCCAAAUUCUCUCCGUUAACACCUCCCCGGAGCGUUCAUGAUGUGUCAGAUGACAUUAAUAAUACUGGUGUUCCUCCCCUGCUCUCCCGCACAUCGACCAUCGAUAGUGUUCGCAGUCAGUUUAGCAAGAUAGCCGAAGAUGAAUGGUUGAAAUUUCAAAAUCUUGGGAUGGUCACAGGCUCGCCCACGAGAGAACACUGGAAGAAUGCGCAGUUCCAUCCUGGCGGCAUUCCGUCUCGCGCGUGCGACCUCUGCUGGAGUGAAUACUGCCGUUGGGACCAGUCACGCAUUGAUCAGCUGAACCAAAUACAACACGAUCUAGCCUCUCAACUCGAGCAGAAACGGAAUGACGGAGCUAUAUCAACUACAGUCAAGGACACAGACUCCGACAGGGCCAGCGUAAGCGAUGCAAGCUUCAUCUCGCCAGCCGUGGGCCACCAAGAUACCGUUAUGGCAACCAGUGUGCCCAAAGAUUGGAGCUGGAGCACAUUUUAA
This is a messenger RNA of Ophidiomyces ophidiicola, 717 nucleotides long. It is a transcript of the gene PIB2, whose product is annotated as Zn finger protein. The coding region runs from base 1 to 717 and encodes 238 amino acids. The transcript is spliced from 2 exons. NCBI's taxonomy places the organism in Eukaryota, Fungi, Ascomycota, Eurotiomycetes, Onygenales, Onygenaceae. The record is from RefSeq and is a predicted model, not a curated record.